Triticum turgidum subsp. durum (durum wheat) is the source of this 1716-nucleotide messenger RNA. NCBI's taxonomy places the organism in Eukaryota, Viridiplantae, Streptophyta, Magnoliopsida, Poales, Poaceae. The record is from the annotation of a GenBank genome assembly.
AUGAGGUUGUGGUCUCUCCUUCUUCUUCUUGUUUGCUUGCCUACGCUGAUCCUGUCGGAAGAUUACUCCGACGUAACCGUCAUCGUACGGGGCUCCAAGACGAUCGCUGCGACCAGUGAUGAGUUUAUUUGCGCUACCCUUGAUUGGUGGCCUCCGGAGAAGUGCAACUAUGAUCAGUGCCCAUGGGGAAAGGCUUCUAUCUUGAAUAUGGACUUGACUAAUCCGUUGCUAGCUAAAGCUAUCCAGGCUUUUAGCCCACUACGCAUCAGAGUCGGAGGCUCCUUACAAGAUCAAGUGGUAUAUGAAACACCAAAUUUAGGAUCUCCAUGCAGACCAUUUACAAAGGCUUCAAGUGGCUUGUUUGGAUUUUCUAAAGGAUGCAUAACCAUGGAAAGAUGGGAUGCAAUGAAUGAUCUGUUCCUCAAUACAGGUGCAGUUAUUACUUUUGGUCUUAAUGCACUUCGAGGGCGAAAGCAGAUACGUAAAGGUGUUUGGGGAGGUGCUUGGAAUUCAAGCAAUGCCCAGGAGUUUAUGGAAUAUACUGUUUCAAUGAACUAUCCUAUUGAUUCAUGGGAAUUUGGUAAUACAUUGUCAAACCCAAAACUAUAUUUGCUGCUCGCAAAGCAAGGAACAUCUUUCAUGUGUGCAAAGCGCUAUAUAAGUAACUACGCUCAUUCACUAGGUAAUGAACUGAGUGGAAGUGGAAUCGGUGCAAGCGUGGGAGCUGAACAAUACGGAAAAGACCUGGUUGCACUUCAAAAGAUCGUCAAUCAGUUAUAUGAAAACUCUAGCAAACCAUUGGUGCUAGCCCCAGGAGGAUUCUAUGACAAACAAUGGUUUGCUAUGCUCCUUGACGUCUCUGGGCCAAAUGUUGUCAGAGGAAUGACUCACCAUAUUUACAAUCUUGGUGCUGGUAAUGAUCCACAUGUGGCCAAUAGAAUCUUGGACCCGCAGCAUUUAAGCAGGGUUUCAGACACAUUCAGAGAUCUCCAGCUCACGAUACAACGACAUGGACCAUGGUCGGCUCCGUGGGUCGGGGAAGCUGGCGGAGCAUAUAACAGCGGCAGCCGUACCGUUUCCAAUACUUUCCUGGAUAGCUUCUGGUAUCUUGAUCAACUUGGUCAGUCAGCAAAGUAUGACACCAAGGUCUACUGCAGACAGACUUUAAUUGGAGGCAACUAUGGCCUCCUCGACACCGAUACUUACGUGCCGAACCCUGAUUACUACAGUGCCUUGUUGUGGCAUCGACUAAUGGGGAAUGGAGUUCUUUCCAUAGACUUCGGCGGUACUUCAUACUUGCGUGCCUAUGCGCAUUGCGGGAAGCAGAAGGGCGGUAUCGCUCUCCUCUUGAUCAACCUGAGCCAAAACAUGGGGUCCAUGGUCACCGUCAGGAAUGACCUCAAUGUCGGCCUAGCGCAAGGGCAGGGGAUAACAAGGGACAGCUCCUUUGUUCAUGGCCUGAAGAGGACGGUCUCCUGGGUCGGGAGCAAAGCCUCCGAUGGGCUGGAGAAGAGGGAAGAGUACCACCUGACAGCUCAAGACGGGAACCGUUUUGCGCGCACCAUGCUGCUGAAUGGAGUUCCUCUGGAGCUCACUGAAGAUGGUGACAUCCCUCCGAUGUACCCGGUGCAAGUUUCUGCCAGUUCACCUAUCUAUGUCGCGCCGCUGUCCAUCGCCUUCGUCGUCUUCCCAGAUUUUGAGGCUGAUGCUUGCUAG